This is a messenger RNA of Hyphopichia burtonii NRRL Y-1933, 1725 nucleotides long. RefSeq names its product sugar porter family MFS transporter. The record is from RefSeq and is a predicted model, not a curated record. The transcript has 3 exons. Bases 1 to 1725 code for a protein of 574 amino acids. Gene Ontology annotation, biological process: transmembrane transport; carbohydrate transport. NCBI's taxonomy places the organism in Eukaryota, Fungi, Ascomycota, Pichiomycetes, Serinales, Debaryomycetaceae. Gene Ontology annotation, molecular function: carbohydrate:proton symporter activity. Gene Ontology annotation, cellular component: plasma membrane.
AUGUCAGUACAAGCAGAAAAUAGAAAUACUUCACCAGUACUUGAUCAAACUUCAGGUUCUGGUAGUCAUACUGCCCAAGGUUCAUUAUUAGAAAAAAAUCCAGAAGAUCAUGAAACUCCUUCAGAUCCAAACCAAAUACCUUCAGCUCAUGAAUUGGAAAACAACUUACCUACUUUACCAGAAAAAUCAUUCAAAGAUUACAUUUUAAUUUGUUUCUUUUGUAUGUUAGUUGCAUUUGGUGGGUUUAUUUUCGGUUUCGAUACCGGUACCAUCUCUGGUUUCGUUAAUAUGAGUGAUUAUAAGAGAAGAUUUGGUGAAUAUUCCAAUGGUGAAUACUCAAUUUCUACUAUUAGAACUGGGGUCAUUGUUGCAAUUUUCAAUGUUGGUUGUGCCGUUGGUGGUAUCAUUUUAUCUAAAAUUGGUGACAUAUGGGGUCGUCGUAUGGGUUUAACUGCUUCAAUGGUUGUUUAUAUUAUUGGUAUAAUCGUUCAAAUCUCAUCAGUUGACAAAUGGUACCAAAUUGUUGUUGGUAGAGCCAUUUCUGGUUUAGCUGUUGGUUGUGUUUCAGUUUUAUCCCCAUUAUUCAUUGGUGAAUCCGCUCCAAAAACUUUAAGAGGUACAAUGGUUUGUUGUUUCCAAUUAUUCAUCACGUUAGGUAUCUUCUUAGGUUACUGUACUACUUACGGUACUAAAGUUUACUCCGAUUCAAGACAAUGGAGAAUCCCAUUAGGUUUAUGUUUUGCCUGGGCCAUCUUUUUAAUUAGUGGUAUGGCCGCCAUGCCUGAAUCUCCUCGUUACCUUAUCGAAAAGAAGAAAAUCGAAGAAGCCAAGGUUUCUAUCGGUAGAUCUAAUAAAGUUAGUCCCGAAGAUCCUGCUGUUUACACUGAAGUUCAAUUAAUUCAAGCUGGUAUCGAUAGAGAAAAUUUGGCUGGUUCUGCUUCUUGGAGUCAAUUAAUUACUGGUAAACCAAGAAUUCUCAAUAGAGUUGUUGUCGGUAUGGUCUUACAAUCUUUACAACAAUUAACUGGUGAUAACUACUUCUUCUACUAUGGUACUACUAUUUUCCAAGCAAUUGGUUUGAAAGAUUCUUUCCAAACCUCCAUCAUUUUAGGUAUCGUUAAUUUCGCUUCUACUUUCGUUGGUAUUUGGACUAUCGAAAGAUUCGGUAGAAGAUUAUGUUUGUUGACUGGUUCUGCUCUUAUGAGUGUUACUUUCAUCAUUUAUUCCGUAUUAGGUUCUGUUCAUUUAUAUAAAGGAGGCUACGGUGGUGAAACCUACACUGAUACUGGUAAAGCUAUGAUUUUCAUCACUUGUUUGUUCAUUUUCUUCUUUGCUUCUACAUGGGCUGGUGGUGUCUACACUAUUGUUUCCGAAAUUUAUCCAUUAAGAAUUAGAUCUAAAGCUAUUGCUGUUGGUUCAGCAUGUAACUGGAUUUGGGGUUUCUUAAUUUCGUUCUUUACGGUUGCUACUGGAGUUCCUCUUAUUACUGCUGAUAUUCACUUUUACUAUGGUUUCGUUUUCACUGGUUGUUUGAUUUUCAGUUUCUUCUUUGUUUUCUUCUUUGUUUAUGAAACCAAAGGAUUAAGUUUGGAAGAAGUUGAUGAAUUAUACUCUAGUGGUGUUUUACCAUGGAAAUCUGGUGGAUGGGUUCCACCAUCAAAAGAAGCUAUGGCUACUACAACUGGUUAUGCCAGUGAAAGUAAACCUGAAGAAGAACACGUCUAA